CCCGCCCCCCAGCCCAUGCCCUCUCCGCGUCUUAGCGGCUGCCCCCUCGCGGCCUUGGAGCAGAAAGGCAGUGUCGGGAGAAGCACCGCUUGGCAAACGGCUGCGUUUGGCCCGCGCCGGCUACCGUCCACCGUCACGUGCCACACGCUGAGCGCAGACCCUGAAAAUAUGGCGGCGUCCGCGGGCCUCGCGUCCGCCUUCCUCUUUCGCCUCCGUCUCGGAGCCGCGCCGCGUGUGUCCACCUGCCGCGCCCUCUCUGGCCCCGGGGCCCCCGCGGGCUUUCAGCCGCCCCCCAAGCCGGUCAUUGUGGACAAGAGGCGGGAGCCGGAGCGGGAGCGCAGGUUCCUAAGCCCCGAGUUCAUCCCUCCCCGCGGGCGGACGAGGCCGCUGAAGUUCCAGCUGGAGCGCCGGGACAUGCUGCAGCGGCGGAAGGUCCUGCACAUCCCCGAGUUCUACGUGGGGAGCAUCCUGGCCGUCACCUCGUCGGACCCUCACGCCAAGGGCAAAAGCAGCCGCUUCCUGGGCAUUUGUACCCAGAGGUCGGGCCAGGGCCUCGGGGCCACCUUCGUUCUGCGCAACAUCAUCGAGGGCCAAGGGGUGGAGAUCUGCUUUGACCUGUACAGCCCGCGGAUCCAGGAAAUCCAAGUGAUGCGGCUGGAGAAGCGCCUGGACGACAACCUCAUGUACCUGCGCGACGCCCUGCCCGAGUACAGCACCUUCGAGCUGGACAUGAAGCCCGAGGCCCCCGCCUCCAGCGGGGAGGUCCCCGUGAACCCGCUCCAGGUCAAAAUGAAGCCCAAGCCUUGGUCCAAACGCUGGGAGCGGCCCAAGUUCAACAUCCGGGGCAUCAGGUUCGACCUGUGCCUCAGCGAGGAGCAGCUGCAGGAAGCCCGCAAGUGGAGCCGCCCCUGGCUCGAGUUCGACAUGAUGAGGGAGCGGCCCACGGAGGCCCUGGAGGCCCAGAUCUGGGAGGAGAUAGAGGCGGCCCGGCGGGGGCCCUGAGGGGGCGGGGCCACAAACACACAUGCGCACACACACAGCGCGGGCACAAUAAAGUUUAUCUGGCUCCUC
Molecule: messenger RNA, 1071 nt
Organism: Monodelphis domestica (gray short-tailed opossum)
Lineage: Eukaryota; Metazoa; Chordata; Mammalia; Didelphimorphia; Didelphidae
Gene: MRPL19
Product: mitochondrial ribosomal protein L19
Biological process (GO): translation
Cellular component (GO): ribosome; mitochondrial large ribosomal subunit
Molecular function (GO): structural constituent of ribosome
Source: RefSeq, a predicted model, not a curated record